AUGGGACACAAGUGCAUCUCUAAACCCUCGCCCUUACAAACACUCAUCCUCUCCACUUUCCUCCUCUUCCACUUCAUCUCCCCUACCUCUGCCAGUGCCAUGCCAGGGCCUGACUAUGGAGGCCACCCGCGGUUCAUCUGCAUUCCCGUCCCUGUCGAUACCGACCCUGCCUGCUUCCCCUCUGGGGGGCCAGUCAUGGGGCCUGGGCCUAGCGGGGCAGGGCACCACGGGCCUCCUGUAGGGCCCCCGAACAGUAAUGGCUGGUGGGGGAUGACAGAGGAGGCUAAAACCACUAUUUUACACCUGAGAGAGAGCCUGGUGCAGCAGAAAGAGACCAUCCUGGAUAUGAGAGAGACCAUCAGGGAGCUGACCGCCAAGCUUACCCUGUGUGAGGGCUCCGGGCCGGGCAUGGGGGCUCACGACGACCACCAUGGACCUCCCUCUCAUCACGGAGGGGCUGGCAGCCAUCUGACUUACGCUGACAAUGGUCACCAUGGCAACAACAACCAUGCCUUGGAUGCAGCCGGGCACUACCCUGUAAAUGGGGGGCACCGGUCGGACAGUGGGCAUAACAACAGGGGGAAGGAUAAACACGCAACACCAGAGGAUAUGACAUCAUCAAAGUCGCCGGAGCAACUGGGCAGGAUGCUGCAGGCCUUAAAAGAGAGACUGGAUAACCUGCAGCAGUCAAGGAACACGUCCACCACCUACUCCAGCUCUCUGAAGGAGCUCCUCCAGAGGAAGAUCAGCGCUCUGGAGCAGCAGAUGCACCACACCACUGCUGCCCUCAGCAGCAGCCCCGAACAUCACGACGACAGCGAUCACCACGAUGACGGAUGCGGGCAUCACGACGAUAGUCACGAUGACGACCACCACGAUGAUCACCAUGAUGACGGGCACCACGACAACGAGGCAGAUAGCCAUGGUUACCUGCAGAGAACGGGUUAUCGCACACCAGGGCCCAGGGCUGGCCUGCACUCCAACAACAAACUGGACUCUCUACUGAAUAACCUGCACCACACAGGUACCAACAGCAGGAAGAAGACCAAGACCCCUGAUGCCUUCCAGAUCGGCUUCCCCAUGAGAACCAACUACAUGUAUGGGAAGGUGAAGAGGACCCUCCUCCAUGAGAUCUUCGCCCUGACCCUGUGUCUGUGGAUAAAAGGGGGCGCAGGCCCGGGUCUGGGGACCCCCUUCUCCUACUCUGUACCAGGACAGGCCAACGAACUGGUGCUGAUCGAGUGGGGCAACAACCCCAUGGAGCUGCUGGUGGAUGACAAGGCGGUGACCCUGCCUCUUUCUAUCAGCGAUGGGAAGUGGCACCAUGUGUGUGUGACAUGGUCGACGAGAGACGGUGAGUGGGAGGCGUACCAGGACGGGCUGAAGAGGGGCUCUGGGGAGAACCUGUCCGCUUGGCAUCCCAUCAAACCUGGAGGGGUCUUCAUCCUCGGACAGGAACAGGACACACUCGGAGGUCGUUUCGACGCCACGCAGGCGUUUAUGGGGGACAUCUCUGACCUCCAGAUGUGGUCUAAUGUCCUCACGGCCCAUGACAUCUACAGCCUGGCCUCCUGCAACAGCCACCUCAGUGGGGACGUCAUCACCUGGUCUGAGAACGUGGUGGAGCUCCACGGAGGGGUCACCAAAUACCCCUUCGACCCCUGUCACUAAGGGAAACCAACUAUUAUGACAUUACCAAUGGAUCCAUAUCACAUACAGACUUAAAAGUGCUCCUAUCGAAGAAGGAUUUUUUUCCGAUCCAGAGGAGGUAUGAGAUCACAUGAGAUAGAGGAUCCACUCCACUUAAUAUUACCACCUGACUCUAAAACUAUGCCUUCCUUUUAGUCUGAAAGACUGAAGACCCCCAUUCCCAGAGACUGUGUUAUGACUACUAUGGAAUUAAAAUGUUUUGAUAAUGAAAUGGACUAUAUAUACAGUGGGGGAAAAAAGUAUUUAGUCAGCCACCAAUUGUGCAAG
Messenger RNA from Coregonus clupeaformis (lake whitefish), 1977 nucleotides. RefSeq names its product neuronal pentraxin-1. The transcript is spliced from 5 exons. The record is from RefSeq and is a predicted model, not a curated record. Bases 1 to 1671 code for a protein of 556 amino acids. Lineage: Eukaryota; Metazoa; Chordata; Actinopteri; Salmoniformes; Salmonidae.